AUGUUUGAUCUCCCUUUAUCUUGGAAUUCAAUAAUAAUCCCGUUCGCUAACCCUCGCAAAGUCAUUUACGGAUAUCAGUGUGAUUUUAAUAAUAAAGGAUAUAGUAUCUAUAUCACAGACUUUAAGAAUGUAUGGAUAGAAACAUUAUCCAAGAAAGGUAUAAUUGAAAAAGUAAACAGUUAUGGAAUCGAAGAUACAGAAGAUGAAAAGCUCCAUUAUCUACUUGAAGUAUUGAAAAAUGGGGUUGAAAGUAGGGAUGCUGAUAAAACUUUAGUAUUCUCAAUUGAUGAGGUAAACAGAACUGAGUUCCAUAAGGAAGGUAUUAUAUAUGGUAAGUUCAAUGGAGAGAUAGAAUGGGAUUUUUCUAUGGUGAAACAACCACCUUCAGUUGCAAUUGACGUUAUAUCCCAAAUCAACUUCCAACAGUGUGAAAAUCAUAAUUAUCUUAAUUAUAAAAUUGAACAAUUAGAAAGACUCAUUGGCAUAAAAGAUCAAUAUAUAACUUUUUUAUCUGAGAACUACAAAGCCAUAAAUGGUGAUCAAUUAAUUAAGAAAUACAGAAAAAAUAAUAAGACAGAUGCCAAAUAUCUACAUAAAUACGAUAAAACAUUGUGGAGUCGGAGCACUGAGAAUUCCUAUAAGGAUAUAGUGAGGGAAAAGCAAAAUGCUAAUGAUAAUAUCGAUGACAGAGUAUGGACAAGUAUAGAAAAGUCUAUUAAUGAUAAAAGCUCUUGGAUUUUUUCGAAGACCGUCGAAGCAGGUCCUUCAAAUGAACCAAUACAUAUAAAACAGGAAAAUGACGAGCUAAUAGAGCUGUCAGACGUCACGCCCUCUCAGAUUAUCAAAAGAGAAGAUAGUGAAGGCUUUCCUAGGAAGCGACCAGUGGUGAGAAAAAUUGGAAUUAUUGGUCCUCGGAAGCGAAAACAAGAGAGAUCAAUAAAAAAAGCCAAAACUUUACCUCUAAAGGACGAUGCCAAUAGCAAACUGAGUACAAUCAAGGAAGAAUAA
Debaryomyces fabryi is the source of this 1008-nucleotide messenger RNA. RefSeq lists its product as uncharacterized. The record is from RefSeq and is a predicted model, not a curated record. Gene Ontology annotation, cellular component: nucleus. Gene Ontology annotation, biological process: double-strand break repair. The transcript has a single exon. Lineage: Eukaryota; Fungi; Ascomycota; Pichiomycetes; Serinales; Debaryomycetaceae. Bases 1 to 1008 code for a protein of 335 amino acids.